This is a messenger RNA of Dermatophagoides pteronyssinus (European house dust mite), 763 nucleotides long. It is a transcript of the gene Yip1d1, whose product is annotated as Yip1 domain-containing 1. Gene Ontology annotation, biological process: vesicle fusion with Golgi apparatus; endoplasmic reticulum to Golgi vesicle-mediated transport. Gene Ontology annotation, cellular component: trans-Golgi network. The record is from RefSeq and is a predicted model, not a curated record. NCBI's taxonomy places the organism in Eukaryota, Metazoa, Arthropoda, Arachnida, Sarcoptiformes, Pyroglyphidae.
CCGCAACCGCCAUCAUCAUCGAUUCCACCAUCAUCAUAUGAUUUUGGACAAUUUAAUUAUUCAUCGGAUUUUGAUUCAUCAUCGAUGGCUCAAUCGAAUCAAUAUUUUAAUCCAGCAAUGAAUCAAACAACAACAACAACAACAACAUUUACACCAAAUUAUGAUUAUAAUAUUGGUACAGGUGGUACGGAUAAACUUGCUGAUCCUUAUGCUGAUGAACCACCAUUAUUAGAAGAAUUGGGUAUAAAUUUCGAACAUAUCGUACAGAAAACAUUGGCCGUUUUGAAUCCGUUCAUACAAACUGAUCCAUCAAUUCUGAUGGAUGCUGAUUUAGCUGGUCCACUUGUUUUUGGUCUUUUAUUCGGUAGUUUUCUUUUGUUAAGUGGAAAAAUUCAUUUCAGUUAUAUUUAUGGUUUUGGUGUUUUUGGUUGUAUAUUAAUCUAUUCAUUAUUAAUGUUAAUGUCACCACCAAAUAUAACAAUAACAGCUGUUUGUACUGUUUCCAUACUUGGAUAUUGUCUUUUACCAAUGGUAUUUCUUUCUGCAUUAUCAAUAUUUUUCGGUCUGCAAACAUUACUGGGUAAUAUUAUUACCGGUACGGUUAUACUUUGGUGUUCAUUAUCGGCAUCAAAAUUAUUUGUCACUGCUUUGGCAAUGACAAAUCAACAGGCAUUAGUUGCAUAUCCAUGCAUACUAUUUUAUGGUGUUUUUGCAUUGUUAACACUUUUUUAAACAACAAAAUGUUUGUAAAUAAAAUUUAAAA